AUCGAUUUCCAAGAAUCAAACUUCGCUCGCUUUAAUUUCUUUGAAUGAUGACGACAUGGGAAUGUGAAAUUACAAGAAAAUAUAUUGCGAUGUAUACUGGAUUUCGAUUGUAAAAUUCUACACUUUUCUGGCUUCUUGAGUCUGUGUUUGUCAGCGAAGCAAUCAAGUCAUCACAAUAACAAUGGCCACGAAUAUACCAAGAUCAUUUUUUUUGGAAAUAAGUCCUGAAGAUUACUGCGAACUUCCCCAAGAUAUUCAAAAUCUUUUCAAUGAGGCCCAGUUCCUUUAUUACCGCCAGAGAAAUUUCAUCGGAACCAUCAAACGCUGUGAUUUKCUGCUGCAAAAUGCACAGCUGAAUGAACAUGGUCUCCUUAUUCUUAAGCUGAUGUUUCUAAUAUCGAAGUGCCACCUGGAAAUGGACGAAUUCAUCGCCGCAAAAUACUUUCUUGAUAAGACAUACCAGCUUAUUCUCWGCAUUUGCCCCGAGAGAAUCCACGAGCUUGAUCCGUUCCUUAUCGAAAUAGAAGAACGCCAAGGCAACAUUGUUGGAGCUAUUGUUUUAUCAAUAUUGUUUAAGAAACUCAAUUGCACGGAAACUGUACAMAAAUUAAACRAUCUCAAGGCAAAGCUUGAAUGCAGCAUGUCCGAGGAGGAUAUCAUCAAUAGAGUUUUUCAUCCUCUGUUUGAGACAGCCAAAGUAUACCUUAACGAUGGUGAACCUAGCUUAGCAGUAGCGAUAUUCGACGAACUCAUGCAAAUAUUAUCUACCUUGCAUUGCAAUGAAUCAUUCAAAAGUCGGUUGAUGAACCGAGUUAGACUGAAUCGUAAAGUGGCAAAAUCAAAGUCCUCACAUUUUCAAAAUAACGCAACGCAUUAUACUAGUCCCAGUACUUCAGAGGCAUCGUGGGAGGGCCUACCGCCACCGCCCGCACCGGAUAUCAAUGAUGAUCCUGAUGAUUUUGAACCACAAUCAAAUAUAUGUGUAGCGCAGGGUAGUUUUGUCCGAGGAGCACAUUUCCUGGACCAAUGGAUGUCUGGAAAUACGCAUACACAUGAUAAUAAGUCAUCUGAUGAAGGAGGAUUGUGUAAGGAGCGAGGUUCUAAAAGUGAGCAAGCACAAUCACUUCCUAAGACGGUUCAUGGAAACUCCGUACGGGAUGCCCGCAAUGUUUAUGAAAAUGAGGUGCAAGGAAAUACAAUUAAAAAACCAGGGACAAGUCAUUUUGCUACUUCACACUCCAAAGUUAAGACCGACCAUUGUGAUAUACAACGCCAAUCUUUGCCUCUUUCAGCAAAUGAGAUUCAAAAUAGUGCUAACAAUCAAACGAGGAGCUAUUYUUCUAUUUUAUCCGUAAAUGAAAAAAAGGAUGAAAAAUCGUCUCCAUCUUCGGAAAAUGAACGUAAUGAUGCUAGUAGAUCUGAUAUUUUUCAUUCUGGCACUUCACCAGUAAAUGUACAACCAGCGUUUUAUCCUGAAUUAGGAUCACAAAGUAUCCAUUCUAGCAAUGUUGUAAAGACUCCUGUUUUGAAGCCUUUAAUUCGCCGAGAAAGUCAAUCCGGACAAGACUCUAGAACUACCAGAAUAGAAGGAAUAGAAGGAAUAGGCAGCUCCAAGACUCAACCCAUGAUGCAUGCAUCAUCCUUGAAAUCAAUGUCACUUGAAAUCAAUGCCACUUCACAACGUCCCUGCAAUAUUGAAGCCGCGAUCAAGACUUCUAGAGAUGGAGAAAGGGGUACACGCUCUACUCAAUGUGACGGAUCRUUAGAAAUUCAGGCGGAUUUGCUUAGUCAGAACAAGUUCAUCGCACUUUCAGCAGAAAAAUCAUCAAGGGAAGAGGAAGACAACAGCGAAAGCUYUGAAGACGAUCAUUAUUCUGAAUUAAGUACUCAAAAUGAAAGCAUGAGCGAGGGUAACGCAGAAAGCAUGUCAGAAACGUCCGAGGUGCCGUCUACGAAUGAAACUCCAUUUUGUACUGUCACAAGAAAAAAGAGAACUAAACGCAAAGUGAGUUUACCCGAUGGAGUAGACGUCAUCUGUGAGCAUUUCCAAGCCAAGCCAUCGAAUCCAAGGAAAGUUUGUAAGGGCUGUGARUCUAGAUGCUUCUUUGCUUUUAUCAGCCAAGUGUCUAAUAGGUGGGAAAAGGUUCGACCGUAUCCGAACCACUUGWACAAAGUAAUUGAGCUUCACAACUGCUUUGGUUAUAUGCAAGGAAAGCCRUGUAACAGAGACUGUAGUCAUCCUCAUGGACCGGCCGAAAUGGAAGUCUGGAAUUUGGAACGCCAAGGAGGGCUUCCUUCUCCGGAAAGGUGUUUGAGGGACUUAGAUACAAGAGAAGCGUCAUCGAAAACCAGGAAAAAACGUCCCAGAAAAAAACGAAGAGAUGAGAAAAMAGCCGACGCCCCGCCCCAGCAGCUCUUAGAAAACUUGCCAGCAUCAGUUGUAUCGCGUGGUGCAUCUCAGAAAACACUCAAUCAACCCCAACCGUCCUCGCAGCAAAAACCUCCUCAAGCCCCAAAUAUUUGUUAUUUGCCUAAAGGUGUAUCGUUAGUGUGCCGUCACUUCAUGKCUCACUACGGACAAGUUCCAAUAGGARUCCCUCAAAGAAGAAACGUGUGCAAACGUUGUAACGCAUCUCAAGCAURUAAUGAUGUUAGAUAUGCGUUUUGGAGUGCAAAGUUCUCACGAUGGUUCUUGAUCCGAAGCCGUCCCACCAAUGUGCAACCUAACACAGCCUUCCAAAAUUGCAAACAAUUCAUACGAGGUGUCAAGUGUGGCAAAGAUCCUUGCACCUUUGGACAUGGACCUGAAACUAUGGUGUGGACCAUGGAGCGAGAAGGAGUUUUAGUUCCUCCCCCUAAAGCUUUUUAUUGUGACAUAAUGGACGAGUCUUUGGAAGGAAGAAGUAUGAUGCGACCUUUGCCACCAACAGUUGGAAAUUUCAAACUUUGUCAGAGCGUUCAAUCAAAGACUACCUGUCGUUAUGGUCGGUGCUGCCGAAACGCUCACAGUAAUGAAGAACUCAUUCAUUGGCAAGAAUUACAUAAAGAAAAAGUAAAUUCCAGACAACAGGAGGCUCACCUUCAUCAACAGCAGCAACAACAACCAAGGCAAAGUACUCAAGAUGUUGACGUACGAGGUCCACGGCAUGACCUUUACGAGGAUAUGCAUAUGAACAAAGAACAUGAACAGCUGAAGAAGAGAACGCAAACUAUGAAGAAAACGGAUAAUCUUCCUGGAGUGAUAAUUUGGAGUGAACCAAAGAAUCCUAACAUCACUCUUACUGAAACAGGAGACRCCCACCAGCAUCAAUGGACAUUCUGUAUUCGUUACAAGAUGGAGAACGAGUUGGGACUACCAAACGUUAUUCUAGGAGAGCGCCACAGUGGAUACUUCAGUAUAAAGUCUGUAUCAAUAGAUGAAGUCAUGUCAAAACAACCACGUACGAAACGCCUUAAAGAUAGAACACUGCAUUUCAUCCCUCCUAAAUUAGAUUGCCUUAAGGGUCGUGACGUCGAAAUGAAGGUUGUGGUUGAGUUUCSUUCAGGUGUGUUCGGCAGUUUUGCACAGAGCUUGCUCUUUGAUUUUGGUAAGGAUCCAUGUUUGAUCAAAGAGUUCAACAUCGACGUCCUCCUUCAAGGAAUGGAUGAAACUUUACGGCAAUUAACCUCAGUAAGAGAAGAAUUAUCCCAAGUUACCGACGAGAAUAAAAUCGACGAGAAUAAAAUCGUGCGAAUGGUGGAAAAUGAAGAGGAAAGCAAGUUAUUCGCCCGCUAUAGGUUACCGAAGRAUGUAGAGAGAAUUGUUUCAGCUCAAAUGGUAGACAAACAUGGUACAAUUACACCGGACCACUACGUGCAGGUGAUGCAUCAGUUGCUUUAUGCUGAAGAAGCUCACAUGAGGAGUCUUCUUUCYAGGUUGAUUCCAUCUGACGCAAAGAUCAAAGUCACAAAGUCUUAUUKGGAUGAGUCACGAGGGUUAACCACAGCAGUAAAUGGAGAUUUCUUUGGGACAAUCGAACUKCAGACAAAGAUUACUCCUGAUGAUAUGCCAGGAAGAAUUUGUACACGAAAAGUCAAUUCCGUGCUGAUUCAACCUCGUGUUGGCCAMAGUAACUUAUACGAAGCUCCCAUUGAAGUGCUAAAAGAUGACCGGGUCAUUGUAAGACUGUUUCCAAGACUUUGCCAGGAUUUGAAGAUUAAACAAGAAAGCCAGGAACUUGAUGYUAAUAUGUGGUUCAACCUAAACCGUACGAUUCUGUGUAGAAUGCAUAGAGCCUUAGAUAGUCUCACUGAAACUCACAAGCGACUAUUAUUUCCAGUAAGACAGACCAUAAUACGACAGAAGGAGAAUGUUCCACCAUGGCUGAUUKAUCUUGAUGGACGGUUAAAUGAAUAUCAAUUGCAAGUUAUAAAGUCCAUUACAGAAAUACAAUCACCGUCUGCACCUUUGGUUAUUUUCGGUCCAUUUGGAACAGGCAAGACGCUAACUCUCAAUCAAGCCAUUUUGCAUCUUGUCACAAAACAAAGCAACCGAAUUCUUGUUUGCACACAUACCAACUCCGCGGCGGACAUUCACGUCGAGUUGUUGGACGAGCACAUUAAGAAUUACAAAAUGGCAAGCGCCAAACCACUGCGCUUAUACGACCCUGACAGAAAAGUAGCAACAGUUUCACAAGUAACAAGGAAAUACUGUCUUAUUGAUAAUGACGCGUUUAUGCUACCAACUCGACAAGACAUCAACAGACACAAGGUGGUCAUCACCACUCUUAUAACCGCUGACCUGCUUACAAAWCUCGAUGUCCGUCAUGGUUUUUUCACUCAUAUUCUUAUCGAUGAGGCUGCGCAAGCCUGGGAAACAGAGGCAAUUAUACCCAUUUCAUUUGCCGGGCCUAAUACGAAAAUAGUGUUCACAGGAGAUCACCAGCAGAUGAGUCCAGAGGUAYACACCACGUUUGGUUCUCAAUACAGCCUUCGGACAUCACUACCCGAAAGACUGUUUCAUCAUUAUAACCAGGAAACAGACAUGGUUUUCCAGGAUAGUCAUCUUAUUUUSCUUWAUGUYAACUAUCGCAGUAAUAGCGAGAUUUUAAAAUUCCCWUCAGACAASUUCUAYGGUGGGAMWAUAGUUGCUAUGGGUGACGAGGGAAGUCCRCCCCACCCUGACUUUGGGYSUUUGAGGUUUUUUACGUCACGUGGUAGAGAUCUUAAGCAGCAUGACAAUACRUACCUAAAUGCCGCUGAAGUCUCGGAAGUGGUGAAAAGAGUURAUGAACUAGUUCAGUCAUGGCCGGAGUGUUGGGGCACCAAGAACUUGAAAGAGGUAGCUGUUCUUGCUCCGUACAGAUACCAGGUCCAAGCAAUUCGGGGAGAAUUGAGGAAAAAAGGCUUGAGAAAAGUUACAGUAGACACAAUUCAUAACGUACAAGGAAUGGAAUUCCGAGCGUUGUUUAUAAGCACAGUCCGUACACGUGAAUCUGUUAAAGAUCUCGAAGAAUCUCCCAAGAACUUGUCACUGGAGUUCCUGUCUGACCCAAAGCUACUUGUUACGGCAAUUACUCGAGCWAAGUCUUUUGUUGCUGUAGUGGGAGAUCCGGUGUCUCUUUGCACACUAGGGGAGUGUCAACUGCUUUGGUUAGAUUUCAUUCUAAGAUGCAGCAAUUUAGGUGCGUUUCUUGGAAUGGAACUGAACGAACUGUUACGUGAGAUAGACGCCUGCACUGCGAUUUCCAAUAAUCUUAAUCCAGACGCUGCACCCUUCGUUCCAAGAAAUACUUCAGUGACUGAAACSUCUUCCCAAGAGCCAUCCAUAGGCGAAGAAAAGGAACAAGAAUCUGAGGGAAGUUGUGAUCGAUCCUCAACGUGUUCUGAUGCUGAUGAUGAAUUUGAAGAAGAAAACCCAUUUGAAGAACUGAAGCUGAAGGUUUAUGAUCCUCCUAGACACUUCGAUAAGAUAGUUGAAGCUUUUAUCAAUAAGGCAAAGGUAUCAAAAGAUGAAGAUUCUUCCUCAUCAUCUCCUUCUGAAGGAGUGUUACAUGACCAAUAUGCUGUUGAUGAGCCAGCAGAGACAUCUGAAACAGAGAAUAAACCCAACUAUCAAGGUCUGAAAUCAAGUGAUUACGAAAUGAAACGAAUCAAUGGUCGUGAGGAAAUUCGACUGAUUGCGUUAUAUCCUCAGAUGCCAGUACGCUCACAACAUACCUAUGACUAUACUAACAAUUUCAACCAAGACCAUCUUUCACCAGAGGUGCUGAAGCAAAUGAUAGACCGAGAACCACAAAGGUAUUUAGUGGGGCAGUUGCGUGUUAGCUUUGAGUCAAAGACGUCCUACAUAGAAUUUCCAGACAAAAAUAUGCCCGACAUCAAGAUUACAGGAGACGUGAGGCAAGCUUUUGAUCAGGAUACAGUGGUCCUGGACAUAACGAAGGUACAUCCUGAUGUAAAGGAUGCRCUUGAAAACGAAAAUCUUGAUCGGAAUGUCGGAAUGAACAAGAGCAGUAAAUGUGACUGUGUUGUAGGGAUACUGAAUAACUUGAUCAACCCACGAGAGAGACAGUACGUUUGUAAAUUUGAUGAAAACAAUCAUAAUCUAAUGGUUCCGAUAAACAAGUCCGUCCCCAAAAUUGUAAAUCUAUCAGAUAGAUCAUCCUUUAAGAUACCAGUCUACAAGUACGUGACAAAUAACAAGAAGCGGCCCUAUAAAGUACAGAGAAUGGUCCUUCCGAGAGAUGCAAAACGAAAUAAGUUCCUGUUUCUUGUUAAGUUUUUGCAGUGGAGAAGCGACUGCCAUCUACCUCUUGGAAUUGUUUUAAGAACCAUUUCACAAGGCGAAGUUGUGAAGGACAGCGCAAGAAUAGUCGAUGCUGAGCAUGGAGUUAGAAGGGCGYGCGGAAACGAAGUUACCAAGGAGACAAAAAAGCAUUUUCCUGAAAAUUUGAAAAUUCCUCCACAAGAAAGGCGGAUUCGGGAAAGAGUUAAGAAUGCAUUCACGAUAGAUCAAGAAGAAUCCAAAGAUCUUGAUGAUGCUGUGUCAGUUGAUUGGUUAGAAAAGGGAUUCUACAAAAUAGGAGUUCAUAUUGCAGAUGUUAGCUACUUUGUGAAGCCUGGAAGUAAAAUUGAUGAAGAUGCCCGAAAAAGAGGGACUACCUAUUACCCAGGUAUUCCCGACUUUGAAAAUGUCCCAAUGCUUCCACGCUCUUUGAGUGAAAACCACUGCAGUCUCUUGGAAAAGGAGGACCGUUUAACUCAAACAGUUUAUGUCAUUGUGGACCGUGAUGGGAACAUCUUAGAGUUUCCAACAGAGACCAAGAGCACCAUAACGCGGUCACGUUGCCGACUAACUUAUUCCGAAGCUCAAAAUAUAAUCGAAAGACAGGCGCCUGACAAAGAAAUCUCAGAGGAAGAUUUAAAAUUGCUGACAGACUCGAUACCAUUGCUUCAUUCCCUUGCACAGAAUAUGCGAAACCGUCGUCUUGGAGCUGUCCGUCAUGAUGAUGGCAAGGUUGAUGCUGCUGCACAUGAGCUUAUUGAGGAAAUGAUGAUUCUUGCAAACUGCGCGGUUGGACGUAUUUUAAGUACGAACCAAGAAAUGCGAUGCCGUACCCCUUACGUUUCACAGCUUGGACCCAAGGUACAUAGACUGAAUAAAUGGGCCACAGAUUAUGGCAAGUAUGCAAAAUACCACCCUGUCACGAAAARGCAACUGGAAUGUGAAGACAUCCAGACUGAUGUUCGAGAAAUGCUGUUUUCAGAGGGAUCAGAGGAAAGAAACAUCACGAUUUUUAAAUCAUGUUGGGAUGAAAUGYUCGAAUGUGUURAAAAUGGAGAUUAUACGAUGUUACCGUUCCUAAUCGGCCGCCCAGGUUGUUCUCCUCAACUUCAGAUGGCAAAUCAAUCUUUUAGGCGCAUUCAAUGUCGRUCUGAAUAYAAGUGUGCUAAAGACGACGGAGAUAUUACCCAUCAUGRUCUAGCAGURAGUAAUUAUGUCCAUUUCACAUCACCGAUCAGGCGUUAUGUAGAUAUUGAGAUACAUCGACGUUUGAAAUCAGAAGAAGUAGAGAAUGACAUCGAAGARRUAGAAACGUUCUGUAGAMGAUCCACGUUCAUUAAACAUAACGCGARGAAAUUCSAAAAAGAGUGCAAACGCAUUCAUUUUGCACAUAGUCUGAAGAACCACAAAAAAGGAAUGGAAGUCAUUGUUGACGAAGUCGACAGACAUUCUUUUGUUGUGCAUGCAGUAGACACAGAGCAAGAUCUCUUUUCCCGAAGCAACAACCGAAUCUCCUAUCAGGAGUUGUCAGUUUUYGACGAGCCAAUGGARCCAGAUGCAGUCUCUGGAACAACUUUAACGUGGAGAGUUCGAUUUUAUAUUAGCCCCUCUGAAGAAGAAGGCAGCUCAGAUSGAAAGAUCAACCGGCCUCAAUAUAGGGAAAAGAGAUUAAUGAAAAACCUCUUGCUUUCCGUCGCCCCAGACGACACCAGUGUGCAGCUAGGGUAUCAAGUAAAAGGAACAAAAUGGUUGCGACUAAUCGAAGCUUCUCAAAAGAAGGAAAAUUCCACUGAAAUACAUGAUCUUGUAGAAGAUAUCCGAGAAGAUUUACAAGAUUUACAAAUGAGAAGAGGGGAUGCGAAACAUGGAUCCAGUCUCGCUACAAGUCCAUAUGUUGUUCAAAUGGUCGAUGUCGAACCUUUUGAUGAAGAAGGUCAUUAUUAUACCGUCACUAUGAGUUUGAAGCCAUUUGACAUCAUUCAGGUCCAGUUGUUUUCAAGAUUAUCGCKUUCAGUACUUAUUCCUGACAUCCAGCUAUUCAARAUUUCUUCCAAUUUCGACAUCUGCGUUGAGCAUCGAAGGCUUCCUCGRCWUUGCUUUGCUAAACKUCCUAAGAACYCUGCAUCAGAAGGCGCAAUAUACGAUYCUAYUGARAGAUACAUCCGUUUUUGGAAACCARUACUUGCGAUGGAGAUAGCCACCCAAGCAGUUUCACAAAACGAGGGUUUCAUUCUAAAAUCUCACCUCAUUAAAUGGAGCAAGMRAGAUGACGGGGAAAUUGAAGGAGAAUUCUCUCUGARGRAGUCAUACUGCAUGGCCAGACAACUUGAUUUCAAAUUCGGAGAUUUGGCUUGUGUGAGAAUUCAGAAAGUCCAAGAUGAACCGGCUUUGGUUGAUGUGACAUCUGGUCAAAAUACCAAAAYAGCAGCAUCUGUAGWGAGCACUAARCGAGCAAGRUCGAUUUGGGUCGGCCAUUGUGUUAUUAGAAAAGUGCCGGACCCGAAAGUGAAAUCCCCUGUUAKAAACGUGACGUUAAAUGUUGUUAAUGCKUCGUUUGAAAUGCCAGAACAAUUUCUCGAUGGCAGAGGUCAUGUAUGUGACUUGGAAGUCAUACAAGUUCCUGUUCCUUUGAGACGGAUGAGCAUGGCCCUCACUUCAAAAUUGAAAAAAUCUACUGAGUUGGUACAGACCAUAUGCUGUGGAUGGAAUGUCASAGAAACCAAUUUCAAGAUUCCUCAAGAAGAUCUUUCCCUUGCUAGUCACCACAAACAAUCUGGAUUUCAUCCCUUAAAUCAUAUUCAAAAAGAAGUAGUUCAAAGUGCUCUUAAAAAGUCGUUUUCUUUGAUUCAAGGUCCUCCAGGAACCGGUAAAACAUUCACUGGAGUGCACAUUGCGUACUGGUUUACUAAGCAAAACCUUGAAUUGGAGGAUGAAAAUGAUACAUCAACUGAAGACAAGGAAGCUCCAGAAGACAAAACGGACAAGAAACCUUCCCAAGCUCCUCCCCAAGUUCUGUACUGUGGGCCAUCUAACAAAUCCGUAGAUGUUGUUACAGAGUAUUUGUUACGCAUCCCUGGAAUGAAGGAGAAAAUACUUCGYGUGUAUGGUUCCAUGAUAGCAGAAACAGAGUAUCCUAUUCCUAACAAGGUCAAUCAACUCAAACCACACGUAAGUGACGAUGAGCUGCGAAUCCCAGAAGGUGAACUUAAGGAGGUWUCGUUGCAUCACAUGAUUAGACGCCCACCAUGUCCCUAUGAAUCAGAUAUCAGACAGAUGGAGGUUGAGUUCAAGAGAAAGAAAGAAAGAAAAGAAAGACCAAGCGAUGAAGAGGUUAAAGAGUACUGUAAGUUGAUCAGCACAGCAGAAGAAUGGGUCGUUGAGAAGAUGGGCAAGCAGAUCAUACUUUGUACUUGUUCAAGAUCAGGCAGCAACCUUAUCAUUGAAAAAGCAAACAUCAAGCAAUGCAUUGUGGAUGAAAGUGGGAUGUGCAWGGAACCGGAAGUACUUGUUCCAUUAACGUCAUCCGAAGCUCAACAAAUUGUUCUGAUUGGUGAUCACAAACAACUUCAGCCAAUAGUGGCCGAUAGAGAGGCAUGUAGACUGGGACUAGCUAAAUCAAUGUUUGAACGCUUACACAAGGAAGCCAAGAUGUUGAGAAUUCAAUAUAGGAUGCAUAAAGCAAUUUGUAAAUUCCCAUCCAUACAUUUCUAUGAUGACCAAUUGAUAACUGACAAGACGGUUGAAGCCCGUUCACCAUCGAUUGUUGACUUUUGGCCUGCUCCUCGAAAUGGACCCAUUGUGUUCUGUAACGUAGAAGGAGAGGAAAAAUCUUCUGUGGUGGCAACAGCAGAAAGUGGGGCUGAAUCAAAGUACAACGAAGAAGAGGCAAAUAAAGUAGUUCAAGUGGCUAAAUACCUGGUUAAUAAGCAUGGUAUUAAGAAAACUGAUAUUGUUGUUUUGACACCGUAUCGAGAACAGCGUAAACACAUUGCUSACCAGCUCAAAGGUGCUUACGAUGAAAUCAAAGUGACAACGAUCAUCAAAAGCCAAGGAAGCGAAUGGGACUACGUUAUCAUAUCACUGGUUCGAUCUUUACCCCAUACCGACAUUGACCCCACACCCUCGUCAUCAUGGUUGUCUGAGCAUCUUGGUUUUAUACGAGACGAGCAUCAAAUCAAUGUUGCAUUAACACGUGCAAAGUAUGGUCUUUGUAUUAUCGGAAACAAAAACUUGAUGUCUCUGGACAAAACGUGGUAUCCGCUGCUGCAACACUAUGAAAAACAAGAUUGUAUCGUAAACGAUUACCACUGGCCAGAAACCAGUCAUGAGCGAUACCAAUGGCCAGAAAAAACAGCCAUCGAUGAUGACAGCAGGAGUUUAUGAUCAUGUGCUUAUGGCAAAUCUAUAAAAAAUGACUUAUUAAAUAAUUAUACUUUAUAAUGCACACGCCAAUACGAUUAGGUUUUACAUUAUUCUGAUGUGGCAUCACCUUAACAUCACAUAUGAAAAGAUCCUCAACGUCAUCAGGUCGUUUCAUUCUAUUGCUUAUUAUUUUUAUUAUUUCUCAUUUUUAUUAUUUCUUAUUUAUUUUACACCUAUCACCUUUUGAUUUAAAAUAAAGAUUAGAAAAUCUUGAA
This is a messenger RNA of Exaiptasia diaphana, 11403 nucleotides long. Its product is annotated as helicase with zinc finger domain 2. Gene Ontology annotation, molecular function: RNA binding; RNA nuclease activity; 5'-3' DNA helicase activity. Bases 182 to 11149 code for a protein of 3655 amino acids. The transcript has 30 exons. The record is from RefSeq and is a predicted model, not a curated record. NCBI's taxonomy places the organism in Eukaryota, Metazoa, Cnidaria, Anthozoa, Actiniaria, Aiptasiidae.